Molecule: messenger RNA, 6935 nt
Organism: Cataglyphis hispanica
Lineage: Eukaryota; Metazoa; Arthropoda; Insecta; Hymenoptera; Formicidae
Gene: Wdr82
Product: WD repeat-containing protein 82
Exons: 1
Coding region: 431-1378 (315 amino acids)
Cellular component (GO): Set1C/COMPASS complex
Molecular function (GO): protein binding; chromatin binding
Source: RefSeq, a predicted model, not a curated record
AAUUCGCUAUCCGUUUCUCUAAACAGUUGGCAGAAUUUGUUAUACGUAUGUGGCGUGCGGUAUAGUUUUCGUCGACGGCGUCCGUUCUCGGGGAAGGAGGAUAUACGUACGAGAGGAAAUACGUAUCUUGUACCGUUGAGGAUAGACGAGGCCGCGAUUACACGAUCUGGCGAUAACGAGGAUAGCGACGUGAGGUGAUUUCCCUCUCGCGCGUCCCGGAUUACUUUCGAUCCUGAUUCGAGAUCGAAUCUCCCGAGCUCGGUAGCAACGCGGGUUUUUUUUCCUCCUCUCUCUCUCUCUCUUCCUCGAGGGGCGACUCGGCGGUCGCGCCCGAAGUCUUUCCACCAACGGUCGCGACACAAACACAGAGAUUGCGGAGUCGAGGAGGUUAAGGGGACGGCACGAGCGGGAGGACGCGCCGUCCAUCACCAUGAAGCUCGUCGACCACGUGGUGAGGAGCUUCAAGGUGGCGAAAAUAUUUCGCGAGAACUCGGAUCGGAUAAACAGCAUCGACUUCUCGCCGAACGGCGACACCUUGAUCUCCUGCUCGGAGGACGAUCAGAUCGUGAUAUACGAUUGCGAGAAGGGGACGCAGGUACGGACCGUCAACUCCAAGAAGUACGGCGUCGAUCUGAUACACUUCACUCAUGCGAAGAACACCGCGAUUCAUAGCAGCACCAAGGUCGAUGACACGAUCCGUUAUCUCAGUCUGCACGAUAACAAGUAUAUACGAUACUUUCCAGGUCAUUCGAAAAAGGUAGUAUCUCUAUGUAUCAGUCCUAUCGAAGAUACUUUUCUCUCCGGUUCCUUAGACAAAUCUCUAAGAUUAUGGGAUCUUCGCUCACCGAAUUGCCAUGGAGUCAUGAAUGUCUCGGGACGGCCGGUCGCAGCUUAUGAUCCCGAGGGUCUGAUCUUCGCGGCUGGAGUCAAUUCGGAGAGCAUCAAGCUGUAUGAUCUACGCAGUUUCGACAAAGGACCCUUUGUCACCUUUAAGCUCUCUCAGGAGAAAGAAUGCGAUUGGACAGGAUUGAAGUUCAGCAGGGAUGGCAAGACCAUCCUGAUCUCUACCAACGGUAGUACAAUUCGUUUAAUAGAUGCUUUUCAUGGUACACCCUUACAGACUUUUGCCGGAUACCUGAAUAACAAGGGAAUCGCCAUAGAGGCCAGUUUUAGUCCGGAUUCGCAAUUUGUGUUUAGUGGAUCUACGGAUGGUAGGGUUCACGUGUGGAACGCAGAGACUGGUUACAAAGUUUGCGUGCUGAACGGUGAUCAUCCAGCGCCAGUACAGUGUAUCCAAUUCAAUCCUAAAUACAUGAUGCUAGCAUCAGCAUGCACCAAUAUGGCUUUCUGGUUACCUACUGUCGAUGAAAGUGCAUAAGACUAAUUUAUAAGAAAUACUGAGCAAUGUUGGAAAAUAUCGCUCGUCUAUUUUGUGCAAGAGAGAAAGGGAGACAGAGAGGUGCGAGAAGAGAGCCAGAGGGAAUAACAGCUAACUAAGGCAGCAGGAAUGUGUACUUGAUCGAGCAAAUAUAUUUACAUUGCAGUUGCAUUACGUGUACAGAAAGAAACAACUGUUGUAUGACGCACUAGUUUCAGGAACGUAUCCGAAAGAGCGAACGACAAAUCGCGGGAGAAUAGCUGGAUCGUCGCUCGCUCGCGCUUCAUAUAAUGGAAUAUCAUGCACCUUUUUCAUCUAUUAUCAUCGUCAUUGUCUCUUGUUUUCAUUAUAACAAUCUAUUAUCAGCUUAGCGAUAGUAGAAAGAUUGCCAAUUCCAUCGUCUUCAACAAAAAGUUCGAAUGUGUCUCCUAUAUGUAUAUAGCUUCUUCCGGUGUACCUAUGUGUAAUGUUUAACGAGUCUGGAACAAAAUCUAUUGUAUAUCGGAAGAGGUGAUUUUUGUAUUUUGUGUAUUUUGUAUCCAUUUCCGGGCAAUUAAAUUACAUGAUAUUGCCGAUAAAAUGUUCAUUAUUAUUCAGGACGACGCAAAUGUUACAUUAUCGUUACACAUUUAAUACUUCACAUUUUUUAUAACUCUGGUCUCUCGCGUGCAUUAUCUCGGAAAUAGGAUUAGAAUGAUUAAUUUAAGAAUUAUAAAAAGGUGUAUGAGAAUGAUUACCAAAUAGUCAUUCGAAAUCUGUGAUUAAUUACGAUUUUUCGAUUGAUCUGAUUCGCAUGGCCGUAUAUAGGAUAACGUUGAUUUGAUGAAGUUGAAAAGCAUGUUAUUAUCGCGACGCAUUAAUAACUUUAUUUGGAUGUAAGUGAUCACUUAUAAUCUUAUGAUUCAUCAACUUUCAAUUCUUUUUAUCUCUAUCGUUCACGCGUUUAAUGAUAUGUAUGUAAAAACGUACUUAUAGAUAAUUCUAACUAAUAUGUCGAGAUAACAGUUAUUAUAUGCGAAAGGAAAGUUUAGAAUUGGCAUAUUUAGCUUUAAAUGUGCGGUGCAUAGAAUAUCGUCUGUUAAAGCCCAUGUAAACGUAUGAUAGGUAUCGAAAUCUUUCUCGCUUCUGUAUACGGCUAUGUCUAAUCGUUGUAUGUAUAGAUUGUCAAUAAUACGCUUUAUACACACCAGCGAAAACGAGUCGAAAACGUAUUUAUCAUAUAUGUGAUGGAUUCCAGGCAUCAAUGAUCAAAGAUGACAAAGAAGAGAGAGACAAAUAAUCACCAAUAUCGCGCAUAGAAAAAAAUAUCGUUGUCACUUUUAAAUACAUUGCGUUCGAGAAAAUACAACGAUCAUUCCAAGAACGAUCGGAACAAUGUUUCUCUCGCAUAUUUUUAUCUGUAAAUGGAGACGAUCAUGAUAAUUGUAUUUGGUCAUCAUCAUCUCCAUUCAUUAUCGAAAACAUUGUACUCUCGAAGACGUAAUUUAGAUAUGUGACGAACGAUAGAGCGAUCGAUUUUAUUUAUUUUGCACGAUAAUAAGUCCCCGUUAUAUAAUAUCGAUCAUAACUCGAUCACAACUACAAUCUUAAUGAAACAGGGCAAAAGAAAAAAAAAUGAAGUAAAAAGAGAAGAAUAACAUUGCGAAUUUCUACGAAUCAUCGCACGAUAAAUAAACUGUUGCGGUGUAUAUCUGUCGUGGACACGUAUAUAAACAAUCGUGAAUAAUAAAAUAACAAACUAUCGCAUGCAAAUUAUCGUAGGUACGGUAUUGUUUUUAAUCUACAUGCGUGGAACACCGGCGGGCCGGGUAAGAAGUUACAUUCGAUGUUUUCGUAGGAGUAAAUGCAUAUUCUCUUUUUAUCUUUAUAGAUGCUAUUGAAUAUAUCUCACAUGAAUAAUAUAUAUAUAUAUAUAUAUAUAUAUAUAUAUAUAUAUAUAUAUUUUUGCCUCCGUAAGCCGGAACGAAAUGGGCGAGCGUCGUCAUUCAACUUUGUUUUCGUAUAAAAAAAAUGAAAAAAGAAAAAGAAAUGUCUAUUGCGCUGCUUGUUAGAUGCAUGUACGAAUGUUACACGAUUGUUCGAAACUGCACGUAACAAAUUUGUUAUGUAGCACCGUAUAAUGCAGAUGCUAUUCGAUGCCUCCUUUUUUCUCGCGCGAUAAUUUUUGCAAAGCUCUGGAUCUUAUACUUUCCAUAUUUUUGCCGGCCAUUUUUACGUACGGCAAAACGCGUUUCCACUCGACCGAUUUGCUCGAUCUAUAUUCAAUCGCCGCUCCUGUUUCCAUUCGUAUAUGUAUAUAAUAUAUAGUAGUAUUUACACACACACACUACACAUUAUAUUUCUUGUAGAGUUUCUACACAUCUGCGCGCGUUUAACAUAUUUUGUGCAAGAGUAUGUAUGGUUAAUGAUAUUUUAUUCGAUAGAUGCAUGUGUUUCUGUGUACAUGAGUGAGCGAGCGAACGGUUAAUAGCGUGCUCUCCGUGCGAAUGAUUAUAUGUUUUUUAUAUACGUAUUUGCGUAUAUGCCUGUCUUUUGCGAUGUAUGCAAGUCUAUCUGAAUGUAUGCAACCUGUAUGGGCGAGAAUAUGUCUCCUGCGCUGUAAAAUAGUAUUUUUUUAUAACAUGACGACACGGUGGCGCGUGAAAAUCGUAUCGAUGGGGGGCGAAUUUGCGCGAGAUGAUAUUUCUCACGUACACUUCCGUAAAAGGAAAAGCUAUUUGAAAGAAGUGUGUACAAAGACUUCGACCCUUUAGCCGGUGUGAUAUCCGAUUUCCAACGAAUUUUCAAACUUCGCAUAUGUAUUUUACGCAAAUGCCACUAAUUUAAAUAUUCAAAAUUAGAUUUUAUAUGAUUAUGAAAAAAAAAUUGUCUGAUGUUUUUAAUUGUGUGUAUGUGUAACGUUAUCUCUAUCCCUUCAUAUCUCUUAGAAUAUACUAAUGCGUAUCUACAAGCAGAUGCUUUAAAUUAUAAACAUUUAUUAUAUUUAUAAUUUAAAGCAAAGGGAUAAAACGUAACACGAAUAUACGUUUACGAGAAACAUAUAAUAUCACGUUGUACAUUAAAUUCUUUCAUUGAAAUUAUAAUUAUGUGCGCUAUUACGAUUGUCAAUUAAUUAUUCAUAGCCGCUUUUUGCUCAUCGAGCGAUGCAUUGAAAUUACUCAUCAGUCUUCUAUGAAAAUGUAUAUUUUGUACUACUUUUUUUUUUACAUAUGGACGCUAUGUGAGAAAGGGGUCGAAGAUCGAUGUUGACUCAUCUCGUAUCACUACGAAAGAUCCACGUAUUUAGAUUAAACACACAAUUCGAUGCACGUCAUACUGCCAACCAACCGAGCGAGUGUCUGAUCGCGGACCCGCGCCUUCAAUUUCGUUCGAUGCCGAAUUAUUAAGAAUCCUUCGAAAUCGAGUGAUGGACUGUGCUACUAUUACUACUAUUAUUAUGCUAUGUUAAGCGUGUAAAUCACGGGUUUUCGAAGCCCUACCCGCGACAGUGAUCGACCAGCCCGAUUAACAACCUGUAGACCUAUUGUAGACGCGCGAAAAUACGAAGAACUGUGUUCCCUUAUUCAGAAUAGAAAUGGAUACGCAUAAUGAUGAUAAAUUGUAUAUACUCUGAAAAAAAGAACGAAAUACAGUCACGUUAGACACUCGUGUUUCGUACAAAAGUAGUUUACAUCGUGUAUGAGGAAUCGUCUAUAAAACAUCGUUUUGUGUAUAUAGCCAAAUGAAGCCAAGCCUCUGUAGUUUCUUACAUGUCGUAAUCGAUGAUGUCUUUUCUACCGAAUAAAUUCGCGAUGGGUCUCAAGAUGAUUCGUGAUUUUUGGCGAACUGAAUUACUAUGAUGCAGGAUGAUCAUCUCACGUGAUAUGUAAAACCUAUCGCUGCAUAAGACAGUGUAUCCGUGUUCAAUUAAAGAGCCUGAUUAUUUCCAAUUUCGGCGCGUUUGACGUGCGCUAUAAUAACGUGAUUAUACGCCCCUCUAUCAUCAGUUCAGUACGGUCAUUUAACAUAGGAAUUUAGAGUCUGGAUUUAAUUUAAGAUAAAUGUAUGUGCAAGUGAGAAAGAGAGAGAAAGUGAGAUUUAAAAUCCGAGGAAAAUUAUUCGCAAAUUUAAAAUACGCUUCGAAAGAAGAUGGUUCUCUCGAGUUGAAUAACAACUCUUUUUAUUGCAACCGCUUGCAUUUGAAAAGCAUGAUGUAUCUUGUAAUGAAAAAAAAAAAAACAUUCAAUUUCGUAACUUUUCUAAAUUCCUACGUUAAAUUCUCGUAUGAAUUGUUUUCGAUAGUCAAGACAGAACGAGAAGGUCACCUCCACGCUCAUCGUUGAUCUUGGCUCUCGAGUUGCGUGAUUGGUAUCGGGAGGGCUUCGUACCGAUUGUCACAAGUUGCUAUAUACACUUUGGAGCAUUAGAAACGUAUGACGACGCGUUGUAAUUGGAGCGAUUCGAAUAAUCACGCACUACGAUAACUAACGAAACGAUAUGUAUGUGUGUAUUUUCGUCUAUUGAAAGCAUACGAGAAGUUAAAGAGUACAUAGAUUUUUUUGUUGCAUUUUAUUUUUAUGUUAAGAAAAAAACAUGAAUUUUUCUUCUGCUACUAAUUUGUAAUUUAAAAAUUGCAAAAAUUAUCAAAAUUACUUGACUUGAUCCGGUGUGCGUACUGUGUUCAUCAGUUAUAAAUAACUUCAUAUAUUUAGUAUAUGAAGAAAAUGAUAUCGAAGUAUCUUCGAUAUUUCGAUAUAUAGUUUACAAUUAUUUAUUUCUUUUAUUUGAAUUAAAGAUUGUAAAAGAAUUUAAUUAUCUUAAAUAAAAAGAAUAUAACGGACUGAUAAAAGCCAAGCGCAUAAAUUUAUUAAUUAGACAUUUUAGUUCGUUUUGGACCAUCUUCAAUAAUCAAAUAAACAUAAAAAUGACAUAUAAUAAAAAAAAUAUAAACAUGUGAAAUGGAUGUAAAAUUUAAAAUUCAUUCUAUUUAUUUAAUUAUUGAAGAUUGUCUAAAACGUCUAAUUAAUAAAUUCACUUAAUAUCCAUUGGGAAGUGUUAUUAUUUUCUGUGCUUUUUAUCUCGCGCUUAGCAUUUAUUAAUCUUUUAUACUCUUUUUAUUUUUUUUAAUAUUCAAAAAGUCUUACUGAUUUCUAUUGUUCACUUAUCUUAAUUAAUGUAUUUUUAAUUUUUACAAAUUCGCAUUUAUACAGAUAUUUCAUUAAUGACGUUUUAUUGAUUAAUAUAUAAAACCGUUCCAAUUUAUACUCUUGGGCUGUUUGAAGAUAAAUAACUAUAUAAAUAAACAGCGAUGUAAAUUUUCGUCCGCCGACAGUUGAUAGUCACACUACAUAUCAAUAUAUUUGUUAAGACAUUUGUUAGAUUUCAUUUGACAGAAGAGAGAUUCUCUCAAGAAGUGUACAAAAAAAGGAUACUUUUUAUAGAUCCUUCUUGGAAAUAAAUGUCAUCUCAAUUACUUAAUGCACAGGCUACACUGUAUUUUUUAUUUUUCUGUAAAACCAUUCGAUUCGAAUGCACGAGGCUUUAUUCAAAGAAUAAAAACACUUUUUUUGUACAUCUA